UUCCAAGAUGUUGGAUUUCUGUGGCUUAUUGUAUGUGAAUGUCUGCAUUGGUGUACAGUCUUUGCUGAUGACAUGUACGCCAACAGCUACUUUCUGAAACAGAACCAGAUAGCACCCGAGGAUAUGACCGAGGAACAAAGAUUAUUAUACAGACUUAUACGUAAUUACGACCGAUCGUCCCGACCCGUGUACCAGGCUACGACACCAGUUAUCAUUAGAUUAGGCAUAUCACUUACACAAGUAUUAGAUGUUGAUGAAAAGAAUCAAGUACUUACAACAAAUAUUUGGCUUGAUCAGGAAUGGUUGGAUCAUAAACUUAGAUGGGAUAACGAGACCGAAUUUAAACACAUCAAAAUACUGCGGAUACCAUGUGACUUAAUAUGGCUUCCUGAUAUCAUUUUGUACAAUAGUGUUGACAGUCAUAGCAAAGGUUAUAUGAAAAGUUUAGCAAUGGUAGAAAGUAAUGGUAAUGUUUUCUGGCCACCAAUUGUACGCAUGCGUAGUUCGUGUAAAAUGGAUAUAACGUAUUUUCCUUUUGAUGACCAGAUUUGCACAUUAAAACUUGGUUCUUGGGCUUAUGAUGGAUUCCAAGUGGACGUUACUAAUAGGACUCUAGACGUAGAUCUUUCUAAUUACGUUGACAAUGGCGAAUGGACAUUAAUAGAUACUAAAGCAGUUCGGAAUGUAAAGAUCUAUCCGUGUUGUCCGGAACCAUUUCCAGAUGUUACAUUUUAUCUACACCUACGUAGACGUGUUUUGUACUAUGCUUUUAAUGUUAUAAUUCCAUGUGUGCUGUUGUCGUUGUUAACAUUAACAGGGUUUCUACUGCCUCCUGAAUCAGGGGAAAAGGUUACCCUAGGAUUGACUGUACUGUUGGCAUUUUCCGUCUUCAUGCUUCUUAUUGCUGAAAAUAUGCCACCUACGUCCGAAUAUAUACCGCUAAUAGGAAUAUACCUUACUGUGAUUAUGUCAAUGAGCGGAUUGUCGGUUGUAUUCUCUGUGUUUGUGUUAAAUAUUCAUCAUCGAGGUGCGCUUGCCAAAGGUCCGCCUUCAUUUAUCAAGACAUUUGCGAAGCUUACUGCUAAAAUACUGUGUAUGAAUAUCCGUUUGGAUAAUCAAAUGAAUUAUAGUCAUGCAACAAACUAUAUUCCAGAACGUAACUUUAUGUAUCCAUCACAUGAAAGCGAGGCUUUAAUCCAAAAUGACAUUGGUCGCCAUGGCCACACAAAUAUAAACCACGUGGAUUUAAAUGACGUCACUAACGAAACAUUAACAGACGUCAUGAAUCAAAAUGUGAAUAUAAAUAACACUAACGUUUAUAAAUCUACCUUUGACAAAGAACUUCUGACAUACUUUAAACAAGUCAUGCAUAUUCAUGAUAAUUCAAUAAACGAAAGAAGGGCUAUCCAUGAAUGGCAGGAAGUAGCGAGAGUAGUUGACAGAUUGAGCUUUUGUGUUUUUCUUGCCAUCACCGGAACAUCAACAAUUGUCUUACUUGUUAUAAGUCCAAUGACUAAAAAUAUUCAACUGUAACAUCAGCUGUACCUUAUUUGCAGUAAUAAGUGUAUUUGUAACAAAUAAAGUUGUUCUUAUAAUUUUCAGCACAUACCCUCUAAUGUUCAAACUGACCAAACAUUUGAUGAACACAGUCAUUUCAUGAAAAACACUUUUUUGGCGAAAUUUGGAGCUAUUUUAAUUUUUUAUUCUACUAACAAUAAAUCUGGCAUAUGAAUUUGGUCAUACAGAACAGGAAUUUGAACAGGAAUUUAUAAAAUAAUCACUGCUGAAUGUACGCACAAUCAAUUGAUGACACUUUCAAAAAUACGGCCACAUGCAAAUGUGCAAGUUUGAAUUCUAGAGGGUCUGUAUCACAAGCAACACAUCGGGGAAGAGUAUUAGAGACAUAUGUGUUAUGAUAAGUUAUCAUAUAAACUUUCUUCAAUAAAUGCUAACCUACACUGUAAUAUUCCUUCAUACCAUUAACAAUAUCUUAGUUACCGUUAUGGAUUUAUUGAGCGUCAUCCCAAAGCUUUUGUCGAAUGGUUGGUCGAGCCAAUUUGUCAUUGUUCUGUUGACAAAAUGCUUGUAAAUGA
Mytilus californianus (California mussel) is the source of this 2093-nucleotide messenger RNA. Its product is annotated as acetylcholine receptor subunit alpha-type acr-16-like. The record is from RefSeq and is a predicted model, not a curated record. Gene Ontology annotation, biological process: chemical synaptic transmission; regulation of membrane potential; signal transduction. Gene Ontology annotation, cellular component: synapse; postsynaptic membrane; neuron projection. The transcript has 6 exons. Bases 73 to 1533 code for a protein of 486 amino acids. Lineage: Eukaryota; Metazoa; Mollusca; Bivalvia; Mytilida; Mytilidae. Gene Ontology annotation, molecular function: transmembrane signaling receptor activity; acetylcholine-gated monoatomic cation-selective channel activity.